AUGGUUGAAGUGGAUCAGACGCAGCAGGAGUUAGAGACGUGGAGGUAAGGACAGUGGCGUAGCGUGGGGGGUGCAGGGGGGCCCGGCCGCACCGGGCGCAACAUCUGGGGGUUAGGGUUAGGGGGCGCAAAUCCACGGGUUAGGGGGCGCAAAUUACUUGCCUUGCCCCGGGUGCUGACAACCCACGCUACGCCACUGGGUAAGGAAGAGAGAAACUUGUUUCUUUACUCUUAAUGACAGUGUUGUUUCUGCACUAGGGAAGGUCUUAAAGAUCCUAGCAACAACUUGAGCAUGGGAACAUCUUGUACCCACAUAACCUUUCCGGCCACAGAUCGCUGCCAGUUUAGAUGAAAACAAGUCAAGGGAGUCCAUUGAUGGCAUGGAAGCUUAGAGGUAGGGAUGUCAACAAGGGAGUUGCUGGAGUUAACACCUCUCACCAGCAGGAAACUAGCGCUAGUCCUCAUGAGGGAGGUUGAGGAUAAAAGCCAGAUAAUUGAACUGGUUGGAGCAUAGUGGCAAAUCUGGCCAGUGCAACUCUGUUGUUUGCAGAAACAGAGCUAAUGGGGAUUACUCACACUAAUAAAUGGGUGUUUGAGUGUUUUAUCAUUUAUGUCUUCCUUUUAAAAAGCAAAGUCCACUUAGUAUAUAAAAGGCAGUAACAGCCAUGCUUAAACUUAGUAUUGCAGUAUAGAUGAGCGGAUGGGGUACAAGACAAUUUUUAAGACUCUUGGCAAUCCAUUUCUGAAGUUAGGAGGACAACCCAUGUUUCCUACAGUAUGGUACACAGGCAGUCUCUAGAGAAGAUAGGAGUUUUUUGUUGCUAGGAUACACACAGCUCAGGAAAUUCCUAGGCUCUCAGCUUUGUGGUGUACAUUCUAUGUUUAUAGCAGCAUUCUACAAUGUCCCAUACUCUCAUAAGAUUGUACUCAUGUUGAAAAUCUUAUACUCAUGUUGAUGGAAUUUUGAUGUACCUGUGUGGAAUGUACCGGUAAUUACCCUGGGCUGGAUGAAGGGACUUGAGUUCCUUAUACAGAAGAAUACUUUACCUCUCCAUCUUUAUUCAUAAUGUAUAGGUUCUCCUUUUGCCAACACUUAUUAAACGGGGUGGGGGCAUGCAGACACACAUGAGAUUUCUCAUUCCUGUUUCUUCCUCCUGAAAUCUCCUGCAUACUCUUCUUAUCCAAUUAACUUGCCAAGUGCUUGAUUUCAAUUUCCCCACUGCUUGGAUCACAGCCACAAUGAGGGAGAGGCCACCAUUGUCCAAGUUAUUGGGCUUUCCUUUUUAAAAAGUACAAACAGCAGGAUAAUAUUGAGGCUUAGUUGAUGUGUUACCUGUGAUAAUUUGGAAGAUUGGUCUAGAUCACUGCUCUUCAACCUUUGGUCACCAGAUGUUGUUGGACUACAACUUCCAUCAUUCCCAGCUUAGGCAGUUGCCAGGAAUGAUGGGCAGUGUGGUUCAACACCUGGGGACACAUUGAAGAACAAUGUCCCAUCAUUGGUGUGACUCAGCAUAAGUCAGUUCCUUAUUUAUCCCUUAUUUGUUACCCAUAUGAAGCUUUCCUGGGCAAGAUCAAUCUCACAUUUUCAUUGCACCCAGAUCCUGCAAUCUCAUGGUGCCUAGGAGAGAAUUACUGUAAAUCAAGUUCAAAUUGAUAAAUAACUCUCAAAACGUUUGAAUCAUGAUUGUAGAGUUUUAUGAGCGUUUUUUCCUCCUUUGAGACACUUCAGCCAAACAAUCAGGAGGCGAAACAAGAUGCUGGACAAAAUUACUCUAAAACAUUAAGCAAAUAUGUUACUAGCCAAAGCAGAUUUGGAGUUCCUGAACCUCAGUUGCACCAAACUUGACCUGCCUGCCUACAUUUCUGCUUAUCUUAUGAAAGACUCUUGCUCCAUCUUGUGGACAUUUUGUUAUCCAACUGGAAGCACUUUAUAAGGAUUUCCACACCAGUGAGUGAGGGGAAAUGAUUCAUGAUGUUUACAGAAGGGAAAAAGUGACCAGGAUUCUUAUCUAUAUUCCCUUGGAGUAAACCUGGGAAAUGCUCAGUCACUUACAUUUUUGGUGGCAUCCGAGGAAUAGCACUCUACUGGACAAAGCUGCUGCCUCAUGUUCCCAUGUUGCAUUCCUCUGUGCUGUUCAGACUCUAGAGGUGUCCUCAGGCCUAUGAUCCUGGAUUUACUCUUUUUACAGCUUUAAUGUAGUGUGAAAGCUCAAAUAUAAUGCAGAACUUAACCAUUAGGGAAGUCUCAAAAAUGGAAUAAACUGUGAUGUGAAUGCAGCCUGCUUCUCUCUCCCAGAUGGACACUUGUGUGGCACUCAUAGGUUUCUGAGAUUUUGUGGUGAGGGAACAAACUCAGGCUUUGAGUGGGGGGGAUUAGACCCACUAAGAGAAGAUGGAAUCUGGCCCUGGGGGAACUCAGGAUAGCUCAGUCGGUAGAGCAUGAGACGCUUAAUAUCAGGGUCAUGGGUUCAAGCCCCACUUGGGGCAAACUAUUCCUUCAUUGCAGGAGUUUGGAUUAUAUGACCCUUGUGGUCCCUUCUAGCUCUACAAUUCUAUGAUUCUAUGCCUUAGCAUGUAUGCGGGUUGAUGUUGUUCUUGUCUGAGGUGAGGGUGGUCAGACUGCAUUUGUAGUUAUUCCUGUGCUAGGUGAGCAGUCAAGUGUAUAAUUUGGGAGUCAGGUAUGUUGUUGCCAUGAUCAGUAGUGUACACAGGAGCAGGAAGUAGCAGGAAGCUGACAGGCCAGGUAACAGGAAGUAGGGUUAGACAGCAUCAGUUUAUCCUAUUCCCGCUAUUCUCUCCUAACUGGGAUUUUUCUGGUUGUUGUGUCUACAGUCCCAUCAGGCCUUGCUUGAUGUAGUGCUGUUGACUGCCCAGUUAGCAAACAGGAAAACAUACUCAGUACAUGACUUUAUGGCAGGUGUGGUGACUGGUACUUGAGAUGCUGACAUCAGGAAGCAGAUUUCUCUUAUCACCAUCCUUUUAUUUGCAUGGCUCUCAUCAAGAUCACAGCCAUAGCAGCUUACAGCAUUUCAAAUGAACAGUCAUAACAAUAAAAAGAAAGACACAUAGGGUUGCAUUCAAUUAAGUUCUACUCAGGGCAGACCAGUUGGAAUUAAUGGGCUUGAGUCAUCUUAAAUCAUUAAUUUGAGUGGGUCUGUUUUGAGCAGAUUAAUGCAACCCGUAAUAAGGACACUUACAAAUAAUGUGAGUAAGUAACUACAUAAUAAUUAAAAAACAGUACCAUCAUAAACACAACAAGCAAAACAAAUUUAGCAGCUUAAAACAAAGCUGGAGUGAGAAUGAAGCCUAACGCAGAAAUAAAAAUAGUAAAGUAUAAGGUCACAAUGAUCUCCGUUCCACAAAGGUUCUCCACUAUUUACUUGCAUUAUUAGAUGGCAGCCACACUCUUCACUUGUGGCAGCCUCCUCCCUGCUGUCGCCAGCAUCUCUUCUCUCAGUUCUUUACUGGAGAGGUCAAGAUGGCUCCUCCUUCAAGCCCCACAUACACUUGCAGUUUUGAUAUUGCUUCCUCUGCUCCUCCUUCUAGACAGAAUGCUUUGUGAAGCUGCAGGAGAGGUGGGGCAAAGCUCUGGAGGUGGAAAAAGAUGACUCAGCAGGCUCUUCAAUCCCAGACACAAACUCUAGACGCCUGAGUCCCACUAGCUUUUAAAGAAUUCUAGGGAAUGGGAAGCUCAGUGUGAUCCACCCAUAUGCCUAUGAAUCCAAUGUUCUGUAAACACAUGCCACUCUGUUUUUCUCCUUGAUGUGUUUUGAAAAGAUUAAUUUCCUUUCUGUUUCUUAAAAUGUCAGUUUGGUGUAUUUCAUGUUUCCCAACAGAUGGCGCUCUUUGACAAUAUAGCUUUGACUAGAGUAGAUCGUAAGUACACAGUAAAUUGUGCUAAACAUUGCAUUUUCACGUUUCUGAUAUAAUGUCCAAACUAACGUUGCAAUAAAUAUAGUGAGCCUCAAUCCAUGAAGUACAGAGACAGCUGCUUAAAACAUCCUGCUGUUUCUUGAAAUAUGUUGUUGGCAUUUUUCUGUCUCGAGAGACAGUGGAAGAGGGCACCAUCAGGGAUAAAGUCAAACCAUUAGAGCGUUUCUGCACUUGCUGUGCCUGAAGAGUUCAAUACGGGAGAGAGAUGUUUUAUUGCAGCUGGGGCAGACGAAGGUGUCCGGUUUUGCUGUUUUUGAUGCACCAUGGCAUUUAUUCUCUCUGUGCUCCUCCCUGCAGUCAUUUAUCCUCUGGUCACUGCUGUAGAUACACAGCCUGUCUGUCUCCAGGCACUGUGGUCAUCUGCACUGUGGUUGUUCCAGAUUUGUACAUUCAAAGGCCUAGAUGUCUUUGCAUACAGAGGAUAUGAAAUGACCUAGAUGAUGCCUGCUCUAUUGCAAGCCAAAAAAAUCAGAAAUGGAAGUGUUGCGUUUUUUCCGAUUGUUUUGUCAUGGCAAGCAUUUCUGCUUGCCAAAUGGAACAAUUCCCACCCCUUGUCUCUGGUUUUGUCCAUAGCACCCAAGGGAGUGUUUUACAAUAAACACAUUGAACUACAACAAAGCGCAAUGCCAUCAGCAAGCGCUGGAGCCGGGUUUCCCCCUUUUUUUAAAAGUUCCCUUUCCAUCUUUUCUUAUUUAUUAUUGAAUAGUAGCCUCUUUAAAAUGUUCUGCAGAUGGCUGUGUUUCACUUCUUGCCACCUAAUAGCAGAGGAAGAAAUGCACAACAACAUGAAUUUGGGAAAGCAGUGCGACACUUGGCUCCCUAGGACUCCUGCAAACAGUAAAUUAUCCACACAAUUGUGGCUGACACUCCAGAAGCUGCAGCUUUUCUGGUAUCUGCAAAAACUUUAUCCUAUCUGGUUCUUAUUUUCUGGAGAUGCCCUUUUUGAAUUUUGUUAAUGUACCCCAGAGGGGAUCAUGGAAGUUACAGGCUGGCUGCUGGCUAGCUUGGGAAUGCUGGUGGAAAGCAUUAUUAAAGGUAGAAUGACGUCCUUUGUUAACCUAAUCAUACCAAUAUUUGGGCAUUACAUUUGGAAAAGAACUCUCCCCCUCCUUUUAAAAGCAACUCCACAAUACAACCAUUUGCUGAUGUGGCAGCUCUGGAGAAUUAAGCUAUGGGACGCUGCAGCUCAAGGGCAAAUCCAGGAGGGCAAUUGCGUUUACAGUAAUAUUGGCGGAGCCUUAUUCACAUUCAAGGAAGAUGCCACGGUAGAGUUUAUUGAUCCAGUAAAAGCAUGCAAUGUGUUUCUGCUUCACCUGUUUUCUGUCAGCACCCAUCGCCUGACUAUUCACCUGUGGCUUGUACAAUGCCCUUUGUAUCUAGCAAUCAGCUAAAACACUUUAUCCCUCAGCAGAAAACCAUGCCAAGAAAAUAAAGCCUGCGGGGAUCCUUUUGUUGCCAUGUCACCUCCAAGCCCUUUUGCAAGUGUCUGUCACAUGAGGGUUUAGAAAUGUCUUAAGAGGACCAUCACGUGCUUUAGAAAUAACAAAUAUAUAAGCUGCAGUUCCCGAAAUCUCUGCAGAAUAAAAGCUGGAAGUGCACCAGGAGUCCCUACAGCCCACGCUAUCUGCUCUCUUCUUUCUGGCAGCAAAUCUGCAAGAACCUCAGUCUUCUCUCCAGAGAGGGCAACACAUUGGAAUCCUGAAAGAAAACUUAAUGCAUAGGUAAGAGCAGUUAUUUCGGUUCUAACAUCUGCGAUGCUGACUGCCAAAGCUUUUAUUUGCUUACUUUAUUAAAUUUAUAUACAGCCAAGGAUUCAAAAAGGGAAUGCACUUAUUUUCUAUAGCAGCAGAGGGUUUUUUUUGAAUAGCUGUUACUUUAAAUGAUUACAAGAGGAAAAAUAUCACAGAGUAAUUGGAGGGCACAGCCCCCUCCACAGUUCUGUGUGUUUCGUUUAUUGCUAAUCUGGAAACUGUGUCCCCACCCCAAUUUUGGUUUGUAUGUUUUAGCAAAAUCACAUUCAGCUAGGUAGUAACUAAAUACAGGCACUAGUUAAAUAGGGCUUACAUGCGUGCAGCUUUGCAUUAAAUCAUAACCAUUUUCUUUUUACUGUUAUUUGUUACUAUCAGACACAGUCUUGUUCAUGGUUCCGUGCAAAUUUUAUAUACAAUAUAGACACACAUUAUGUAUGGAACAUAAGCUGAGUUAGCAGUGUCCAAGGCCGCAGCUUGUAAUCCUAAACACUGCAGGUGGAAUUCAGAGUUGCUCUCUUCCAAGCGUCCUGUCUGCACAAGGAUUUCAGCUUGCCAGUUAGAAUGACCUCGCUUUCCUCCGCCUUCUGUGCUGUUUCUGGGGUUCUCCCAAGCCAGUCUGGGGUGGAGGUUGGAGAGUGAGGACCCCAUUGCGCAAGCAGAAGUCCUUGUGCAGGGUGUCUCUGAUGGGGCUGGGUUAGGUGAAUUCCACCCAGUAGGUGUAGGAUUGAGGUUUUAAUCUUGCUUUUAACUGAUUGAUUGUUGGAGUAACAGUUACCUAAUAUAAAUAUUACAUAAUGUCAAAACAAAUUAUAGGCAGGGAUAUUUGAUGAAGGUUGCAGUUUAGGCAAAUGAUUUGUGGCCCUAAUAAUAAUUGAGAAACACAUUUUCUGAUUCCUUUUCCCCCAAACAAAAAUGCUACCAACACUGAAAACCUUUUGCAAGGGGGCACUUUUAAUUGAAAUCUGUAUUUUUGGAUCAGCCGCUAAUCUGUUAUUACAUAUUUAUUAAUGCUUUCAAGUCUGGGGAAAAGGAAACAUGAAGGAAUUCCCAGAUCUCAACUUGUGGCUUGUAAUCAGAAAGCAUCCUCACAUUUUCCAGUAGAACUACGGUAAAUUAGUGACUCCAAUGCAGAUAGUUUGUGGUUAAAUUUACUAGGCAUGUCCAUUCUGAGAGUGCAUAUGAGAGCCUAUUCUGUGCACAUAAAUAUGGAUUGUACAUCUCUAUAUCUAGAGAUACAUAUAAUCUUCUAGGGCAUGAUUAUGAAUGAGAGAUGUCAAUCUCCAUGGUGCCACAUAUGGUGUUGGCUUGAAAGACCAUUAUAAUUAAAGUCAGGGACAGUCUGUUCUUUCUGUUUGUGCCUUGGAUAAAGGUCCGUGCUUCUGCUUGAAUCACCUCCCCUUGUGUGAAAAGAGCAUUUAGGCCCAUUGGCUAUGUUAUUCUGGAUUCACAAAGCCUGCCUUUUCUAUCAUUAUAUUCUUGUGCUCCAUGAAUGCUGUAUGAAAAGAUCAGCAUCCAGUAGCACUUUCUGCACUUUUAUAGAUUGCAGCAUCCAGUUAGCCCUGUAGGUUGCCUAAGAAUUUCCCAGAUCCUGUCCUAUGGGGUCUUUCAGUACACAGCUGGGGAGAAAUCCUAAGCCUUGCAUGGAAGUUACUGCUAAAGUUAAAUUCAAAUUCAGUCACUCUGCAUUUAAAAAACAUAAAGCCUCAGAAAUAUUGUAGUUUGCUGGUGAAAAUAAAAUCCCUAUUACAAUUCGGCAUCUGAUGCUAGACAGAAAGGCUCCAGAUUUUUGUCACCUAAUCCAUUACAAUUUUUUUUUUUUUGCAAAAGUUCACGUGGGAUAAAUUAUUAUUAUAGCUUGUGCUGCAUGCAUAUGGGGCUGUAUCAAGGACUUCCACCUAUGCAUCAGGACUUUCUUUCCCUGUGUAUUUCCCACCCACCCCCCAAAAUCUGCUCUGGAGGAUUGGGGGGAACCCAGAAAAGGUUGGGAGGGUCACAGCGGUGUGUGCAGGGAGAAAAAGUCCUGUUGCACAGGCAGAAGUGCUUACGUUAAUGGGGCAAUUUAAUUGGAUGCAACCCAUAGUAUGCUGCUGAAAUCAGUUUCAUGCUGAAGACCCCAAACCUAGCAGCCUUUGCCAUCAACAGAUACCCUCAGCUGAGUUCACAGCUCAGAAGGUGGACAGGUUAUGGAGUGUGCAAUAAGCCUAUAUAUUAAGGAAGACUUGAACCAGCCAAACUGGGCAGAUGUGACCAAAUCUGGAGUUACCCUUAUCACUGCUGUCACUUCCUAUUGGCUCUUAUUUUGCCAACAACCACAUACAUUCCGUCCCUAGAAAGAUAGUUGAGAGGGUUGCAUAAGACGUCUGUGUCCCGAUCACUUGUCACGACUAUGCACUAAGCUCCAGGACCUGUCAUAAUGAAUAGGCUAAUCUCCUUCACCUGACCUGUCCCUCGGUUCCGUUUCACUCUGCAAAGCACAUUGAGAAACGGCACACUGAGAUGUCAUACAUUGAGCACAGGCACGUAUAUGGCAUUCUCAUUGUUCCCUAGGUGUUUGGGGGUCAUCACCUCUGCAACGAAGCUGCGUCAAAAGCUCCCGCAUGGGCACUCACAGGGCUGUAGGAGCACAAACCCUCACAAUCCCAGGAAAUGGCAGCACUCAAACAGCCCUGCCCACCCUUUUCAGUUCACCCACAGCUGCUAGUGCUGCAAUUAUUUUGUUUGGCUUUUACUUCAGAUCCCAUUAGCCACAUUGCUAGCCUGCAAUUAGAUAGGAAAGUGAACACCCGUUAAUUAUCAGUAAUGAUAAUGAUGCAGCUAUGCUUUUUCUCUUUGCAUGGAAACUUGGGAACUACAUAUUCAUAUAUGUAGACCCUUGGUCCAUCUAUCUCAGUAUUCUCUACCCUGACUGACAGCAGUUCCCCAGGGUUUCAGACAUCUUCUUCCUGAAGAUGCCAGGGGCAUUUGGCAUGCAAAAUAGAUGCCCUGCCACUGAGCUGUAGCCAUUCUCUGCAACAAAUUGUGCUAGGCAUAUAUCCCAAGUUGAGCAAAACUUCAUGGAGAAAGCCUAACAUGACAUUUGGAGCCCAGGUUUGGUCUGACAUCGUGAACACUUUCAGACCACAGGCCCCGAACCUGGCAGAUUUAGCCCAAAAUAGGCAUCAUGAAUCAUGCAAGCUCCUUGAUGCCUCCAACUCAGUUCACAGCUUGGCAAGCGCUAGGUCUAUAAUGAUUGCCCAAAAUAGGCAAUGUGAAUAAAUCGUAAGACGCACCAGCUUGGUUUGGCUGCUGCUUUCCUGUAGAUAUUAUAGCUCAUUAGACAUCUGCCCAAACCCACACAGGCCAUUUGGUGUAAAAUGUAUGAGAAAUAUGCUUCGGGGAUAUAGUUGUUGAUUUCAAAGCUUGAAAGAAUAAACAAGAGGUAUCCUUGUACAUAAAAAGUUAAAGUUGAGGAAGGACCCAGGCUUGCUAGAUUGAAAAAAAAUAUGGUAGAAACGGGUGAAUCUCUUGAAUUACAGUGUCUGGAAUAAAGGGUGCUCCAUGUAGCUUUUGGAGCUGUCAUAGUUGACCAGGGAUGAGGAACCUGUGACUCUUCGGAUGUAGCUGGGACCCCACUUCCAUCAUUCCUGACCAUUGAUCAAGCCGGUGAGGGAUGAUGGGAGCUGGAGACCAACAACAGGUGGAGGGUCACAGGUUCUGCAUCCCUGCUGUAAAGUAAUGGAAAAGGAAAAGACUUCUGUUCUCCAAGGAUAUUGGGUUGCAUCCAAUGGUGGUGCUCAGCUGAUGGUAAGGCUUUGGUCAGAAAUUCCCCCCUCCUUCCUAGAUCUGCUCUGGAGCAGAUUUAGUGGGUUGAGGGCUGCAAGGGAGAGGAGGAAUUGCCCAAAAUAUGUCCCUCCCCCAUUCCUCUGUAAGGGGCAUUUAAGACACCAGCCCAAAAUGAAGGCAAUACUUGGUGUUUAUAGAAGCAUAGGACAUUCACAACAGAACAGGGCAACCAGGCAGAGAGCAUCAUUUCCCAAACCGAUUUGGAACGUUUUGCUGGCUCUCUUUGUCAUUGGCUGGUGGGUUUAAGAAAGCUGAUUUCUCGGUAAAGGGAUUGUCUGCAGCAGCCUUUCCACAAGAGCACCUGAUUAACUUGCCCUUUCAAAAGAUUAAGGUUCCCACCCUGGCUAUCUCUUAAGAGCACUCUGCUGUACCUUUAUUUUCCUUUGAAAGAAGAAACCCUCGUUCCCACAAUUGCUUUCUUCUUUCAAAGGGAAAAUAACUCUGGUCUCACAUCUUUUGAUUUGGCUGGUUAAUUAACAAUCACAGGAAAGCUUUCCAGAAGGCGGAAGAUUGGUUUGACAGCAUUAAGAGUCUGAUUCUGUGCAGAGACCCAGCAUGCUCUUCCUGACUCUGAGCUCUGUCUUGUGCCCCUGCAAUCUGAGGCACCCAGCACCUAGCAGGAAGCGAUCUGUAUCUGUCAGGAUUAGGUCCUAAGAGCGCUUUUGAGUCAUCCAAUCCAGCUUCUUGGUGACCUCAGAAUAACUAUUCCUUCACAGCCCACGUCAGUAUUAACCCUGACUAUCUUGCCACUUAACCUUGCCAGCAAGCCUCCAAGCUAUAAAAGCCACUUCUGAUUCCGCCCCCCUGUCAUUACCGCUCUAAUGCACAGCAUCUGGGCAUUUGCUGGAUUUCUGCUUUUGUGAGUCGGACAUUAGCGAGGACCCACCUCUGCGACCUGACGGACCUUCCGUUUUCACAGCACUGGUGGUGAUGAUGAGGACUAAGGUGCCUGAAGUCUCAGCGGAUGUGUGUGCCUAUAUAAAGAGACGCAAGCGACUUAACUUGACAUGCAUUUUGCAGGUAUUUUCAGUUGCUGGCUGACUGCUCUGGAGGUGGUGGACUGAAAUAG
This is a messenger RNA of Podarcis lilfordi (Lilford's wall lizard), 10574 nucleotides long. The record is from the annotation of a GenBank genome assembly. Lineage: Eukaryota; Metazoa; Chordata; Lepidosauria; Squamata; Lacertidae.